CCCUUCUUUGUCCCCUUUCUCUAUUCUCUCAGAGCUUUGUUUGUCCAGAUGAUCGGCGCCUUCCUCGGAUCGCCUCCUCCACCUCCACUCUCGUGUAGUUUAUGCGACGCGCGAUGCCACAGAUGGGGGAGAUGACGAUGGCGAGGUCGGAUCGAGCGGCGCAGCACAGCGCCGAGCAGAAAUCUUCAUCGAUCAAGAAUCAUGCGGCGGCAGCGGCGGCGGCAGGGGCGCUAUCACCGCCGAUGAUGAGCAAGGCGCAGGUUGUGUAUUACCUCUGUCGCGGCGGCAAGAUCGAGCCGCCACACAUGAUCGAGGUGCCGCAUUCGCACGACGGCCUUCGCCUUCGAGAUGUGAAGCACCGGUUGACGAUAUUGCGCGGCGGCGGCAUGCCAAACAUGUUCUCCUGGUCGUGUAAGAGAAUGUACAAGAGCACUUACAUAUGGCAGGAUGUUUGCGACGAUGACUCCUUGACUCCAGCAUCGGGAGGAGAAUACGUCCUCAAGGGAUCCGAAUAUUUCAUGGAAAGCAACAACAACCAAGAAAAACCACUGAAAUUCGGAACCGGCCAGGAAGUUCUCCAGAGAAAAUUCCGAGGGGCCGAGACAUGGCUCAAGGCCUCGUCGGGUUCAUUGAGCCCAAAGGAGUAUGCUGCCGCUGGAAGCAUCCCAGAGAAAAUGCCGGAGAAUUGCAGCAGCGUGAGCGUCCAAGCAGUGACCAGCCAGCUGGGGAGUCUCGGUUUGGAUCAUCAUAAUGGGAAACGCCACGCCCCCGAGGCAUCCUCCGGCUCGGACGAGUGUAGCAGCACAAAAAGAGCAAAUGGCGGUGGUGGUUUCUCACACGAAGACUCCGGAAUGCACGACAUCAAGGUGUGUGAGGUCUCAAGGCCGCAUACCGGGGCACCGUCCAUCGACCAUGCUUGCACCGUCGCCACACAGACGGAGGAGAAUGGCUACGUUUACUGCCCACCCGACUAUAAGUCGUCGGGGAGCUCCACUCCGACGUGCUUUGGGAACGAGAGACGGCAUCCCGAGCAACUCGUUCCCAGCGUUGCUCCGGUUGGCAAAGGUCCCUCCAAGCACGAGGGUGGGAAAUUGAAGAGACGGUUUGGAAGGCAGCAGGCCGAGGGGAAAGGGGCCAGUCCCAAAGUCAAGAUGAAGCACAGCGCGGCGUCUUGCGUGUUCCUCCACAUCCUCUCCUACUGCGGAGGGGUGGACACCAAGAUGCAGAGCAGGGCUCCCACGGAGAUCACGUCCUCCGAGUACUCAUUUGACGGUGGUAUAUGCAGGGCCGAGAACAAGAUGGUGAUGACGAGCCAGAACAGGUCCCCGCAGCAGUACUCGAUGGAGCUCCAUGGGGGUCAUCACCACCACCAUCAUCAGCUCCCAUACCAAGGGAUGGACAACAACAGGAGCGGUCCUUUGAUCCCUUACAGCUCGGAGUACUUUGACGUCAAGGAAACAGUGAGCCCGCUCCAAUCAUCGCCGCUCCAGGCGAAGUCAUCGAAAGCCGCCAGCAGCAACUCGGAUGAAGACGUGGUGGUGCUCCAAGAGGAAGCAACAGAUGAAGAGUGUGGUGGCGAAGGCGAUCCCAAGGCGGAUGUGGAGAAGGAGCCUUGUGCUCGUCGUCGUCGUCCUCGUGCUGCUGCUGGAAGUGCUGCUGGUGGCAACCUUUUGCGAAGUGGUGGUGGUGGUGCUCCGCCAGAGGUUGAGAAGGAAUGGCUGUGGUCAAGAUGUAGCAGUGCUGGGUACGACCGAGGUGCACCACAAGUGACAGCAGCAGCAGCAGCAAAUCUACGUCCUUGGAACAGGAACCUAAGGCUUUCCAAGAGGAGAUUCUUCCGACACUGGUGGCAAGCGAUGUUUGAGAGUGUUCAGGCCAAGGCUGUGCUGACCAGAACACGGACAUGGCCACGGGACAAGCAACGAAAGCAGCAGCAGCAGCAGCAGCAGCGGCGGCAGAUAAGUGGUACUAGUAAACAUUUCUGGGCUGGGAAAUGGAGAAGAUCACGGACUCGCGCUCUUGGCUGCUAGCUUUCGCCCGGCAGGCCCGCGGUUGAUCUCUGACAGUACCACGUACUUCUUUGUUUAUCAUGUUAUAUAAGACUCAUGGUUGUGUUGUGUGCACUAUCACGAACUCCAUCGUA
Molecule: messenger RNA, 2143 nt
Organism: Selaginella moellendorffii
Lineage: Eukaryota; Viridiplantae; Streptophyta; Lycopodiopsida; Selaginellales; Selaginellaceae
Exons: 6
Coding region: 102-2030 (642 amino acids)
Source: RefSeq, a predicted model, not a curated record